GGCCGGGGGCGCCCCUGGGACUGUCCCACCGACCGCCCCGCAGGACCCCCCCCCCGACUCGCCCGGCGCCGCCAUGUCGAUCCAGAAGAUCUUCGCCAGGGAAAUCCUGGACUCCCGCGGAAACCCCACGGUUGAAGUCGACCUCUACACGAACAAAGGCCGGUUCCGAGCGGCCGUGCCCAGCGGAGCCUCCACCGGCAUCUACGAGGCCCUGGAGCUGCGAGACGGCGACAAGAGCCGCUACCUGGGGAAAGGGGUGCUAAAGGCCGUGGAGCACAUCAACAAGACUCUGGCCCCCGCCCUCCUGGAAAAGAAACUGAGCGUUGUGGAUCAGGAGAAGGUGGACAAGUUCAUGAUCGAACUGGAUGGGACAGAGAACAAGUCCAAAUUUGGGGCCAAUGCCAUCCUGGGCGUCUCUCUGGCCGUGUGUAAGGCCGGGGCGGCCGAGAAGGGCGUCCCCCUGUACAGACACAUCGCUGACCUGGCCGGAAAUCCUGACCUUGUCCUGCCCGUCCCCGCGUUCAACGUGAUCAACGGGGGGUCCCACGCGGGGAACAAGCUGGCCAUGCAGGAGUUCAUGAUCCUGCCCGUGGGGGCCGCCUCCUUCCGGGAGGCCAUGCGCAUCGGGGCCGAGGUCUACCACAACCUCAAGGGCGUCAUCAAGGCCAAGUACGGCAAGGACGCCACCAACGUGGGUGACGAGGGCGGCUUCGCCCCCAACAUCCUGGAGAACAACGAAGCCCUGGAGCUGCUGAAGACGGCCAUCCAGCAGGCCGGCUACCCGGACAAAGUCGUCAUCGGGAUGGACGUGGCGGCCUCUGAGUUCUUCCGCAACGGGAAGUACGACCUGGACUUCAAAUCCCCGGAUGACCCCGCCCGGCACAUCUCCGGGGAGAAGCUGGGAGACUUGUACAAAAGCUUCAUCAAGAACUACCCCGUGGUCUCCAUCGAGGACCCGUUUGACCAGGACGACUGGGCCACGUGGGCGUCCUUCCUUUCCGGCGUGGACAUCCAGAUCGUGGGGGAUGACCUGACCGUGACCAAUCCCAAACGCAUCGCCCAGGCCGUGGAGAAGAAAGCCUGCAACUGCCUCCUGCUCAAAGUCAACCAGAUAGGCUCCGUCACCGAGUCCAUCCAGGCCUGCAAGCUGGCCCAGAGCAGUGGCUGGGGGGUCAUGGUGAGCCACCGCUCGGGAGAGACGGAGGACACCUUCAUCGCCGACCUCGUCGUGGGACUGUGCACCGGCCAGAUCAAGACGGGAGCCCCGUGUCGCUCCGAGCGCCUGGCCAAGUACAACCAGCUUAUGAGGAUCGAGGAGGCCCUUGGCGACAAAGCAGUCUUUGCCGGACGCAAGUUCCGCAACCCCAAGGCCAAGUGAGGAGUCUGGAUCUCGGCCACCGGCGAUGCUCCCUCCUUCCCGGUCAAUAAAGCUCCAGUGAAAGCCGCGAA
Messenger RNA from Ornithorhynchus anatinus (platypus), 1449 nucleotides. It is a transcript of the gene ENO3, whose product is annotated as enolase 3. The transcript has 12 exons. The coding region runs from base 74 to 1378 and encodes 434 amino acids. Gene Ontology annotation, molecular function: phosphopyruvate hydratase activity; magnesium ion binding. Gene Ontology annotation, biological process: glycolytic process. Gene Ontology annotation, cellular component: phosphopyruvate hydratase complex. The record is from RefSeq and is a predicted model, not a curated record. Lineage: Eukaryota; Metazoa; Chordata; Mammalia; Monotremata; Ornithorhynchidae.